Molecule: messenger RNA, 3574 nt
Organism: Podarcis muralis (Common wall lizard)
Lineage: Eukaryota; Metazoa; Chordata; Lepidosauria; Squamata; Lacertidae
Gene: FGF19
Product: fibroblast growth factor 19
Biological process (GO): fibroblast growth factor receptor signaling pathway
Cellular component (GO): extracellular region
Molecular function (GO): fibroblast growth factor receptor binding; growth factor activity
Source: RefSeq, a predicted model, not a curated record
UUUCAAGCUCUGUGGUCUCUGGCGGGAUACAAUGAGCGACCGGGCCAGCCUCGCUCACGCCACUUCCAGAGAUGCCAAUGGGGACAGGAUGAUCUGCUGUUGCCUUAGCAGCACGGGGAAGGGGUAUUUUUUUUAAAAAGCGCUGGGGUUCUCGUCCAUAAAAGGGGCGAAAUUCAAAGCAACCCUUUCUCAACACAUAUGAAAUUGCUUGCAUUUUUGCAAGGAGUGGGUCGUGGGAAUGUGUUUUGGGGAAAGCGAACAGAUUGAGGGGGAGGGAGGGUCAACGCCCCCCACCCAAACCCUCCUACCGGAAAGAAUUUGGAACGUCUCGGGUGAAUUCUGCUGCCUUUGAUCUCCCCUCUCACUUCCAUUUCUCCAUUGAUUUCCUCGCUCUUCCUAUUCUUCGCGCCUCCUGGUGCACUCGGCUUUUCACGGUUUUCUUUCUCGCUUCCCGCGCACCACGCACCCAUUUCUCCUCCCUCUGAUCCUGGCUUUGGAAGCGCGCUCGCGAGUUUUCCGAAAACUUUGCUCGUCGUGCGCGUUUUUUAAAGCCACGCUGGAAGAGCGGUCAGCGAAUUGCUUUGGCAAUAAAAUAAAGCGCGCGGCAGAAAUGCAACCCGAAGGGGUGUCCCGGGGCUUGUGAUGUAAUCCUUAUUGAUCCAGCGGGGCGGGUAUUGGCCCUAGUCCUGCGAUGGAGCAGUGUCUAUAUUGGAAUUAGCCUUAUCGAUUGGGCUGAUAAGGAGACCUAUAAAAGGCCGCGGAUUGGCUUUGCCUCUCCUGCAAUCGCUCCUGAAGCAAGUCGCUCCCAAAGCCCUGAGCUUCACCACCACCCCCGCCCUGUCUUUUUUGGCCACCUCGGUCUUCUUCUCCGCGGGAACCUUUGCGCCUCUGCCUGCGUUUGCGCUGAGGUGGAACUCCUCUCCUCGGCGAAAGAUGUGGCCGACUUUGCGCAAAGCUGGCGCGCUCCUGGCUCUGGCGGGGCUUUGCUUGGUCACGCUCGCCCGGUCCCUGCCCCUCACCGAUGCUGGACCACAUGUCAACUAUGGCUGGGGAGAGGCCAUAAGAUUGAGGCACCUCUACACCGCCGGCAGACACAGCUCGUUCAGCUAUUUCUUGAGGAUCAACAGCGACGGCCGAGUGGACGGCGCCAGCGCCCAGAAUCUGCAUAGUUUGCUGGAGAUCCGAGCCGUGUCCGUUCGUACGGUGGCGAUCAAGGGCGUGGAAAGCUCUCGCUACCUCUGCAUGGAAGCGGAGGGAAGGCUGCGCGGGCUUCUCAGUUAUUCUACAGAGGAUUGUUCCUUUGAAGAGGAGAUGCGCCCAGAUGGCUACAACAUCUACAAGUCCAAGAAAUAUGGAGUUUUGGUGUCCUUAAGUACUGCCAGGCAAAGGCAACAAAAUAAAGGGAAAGACUUUCCACUGUCUCAUUUCUUGCCAAUGAUCAACACUGUGCCGGUGGAGUCAACCGAUUUUGGAGAUUACGGCGACACUGGGCAGCAUUUGCAAUCCGGAGUUUUCAGUCCCCCUCUUGAAACUGACAGCAUGGAUCCCUUCGGCAUCACCUCAGAUGUAUCCGUGAAAAGCCUUAGUUUUGGGAAAUGAGAACAAGUGAGUUGUGCUUCAUAAAAAAAAGGCAUUACCAGCAGUAUAUUAUUUCUAGCAGUGAUAUUUCACACAUGGCUACAUUCAGAUGCGGCACUACCCUUUCUUGUCAAACAGCAUGAAGACUUACAGACACACAGGCACGGUAUUUAGAAAGCUUUCGUCGAAAAUAUGCCAUUUAAUUCAGGAAUGACAAAAAUGCAUAGCGUGCAGGUAUUUCUUCUGCCUUGGAGGAUGCUUGGAGGGAUAAGAUCGUGAAUAUUUUGCUUUACUGCUUGCUUGCUUCCUUCCUUCCUUCCUUCACCUCUGAGGCCUGAUGACAGAUGUAACAAAUGCAAUUCAUUCAAAGAGGGAUAAGUCCUUCUCUUCAAGACCCUUAAACACAUCAGUGUCAGAAAUUAAAGAGGAGCAGCCAGUUAAAGGAAGCUAAACAAGUAACUUAACACACAAUCUUUUCACAAACCUCUGCUACUGGUUUUCAGAAGAUCAGCUAUUGAAAUGCAAUUUCUGCCCUUGAACAUUUGAUCCCUACAGGAGGUAACAGGAACCACAGGGAAUGGGACAAAAGAAACUAACAAGCAGUUGUGUUCUAGCAAGCCUCUUCAGGUUUUCUUCUAUGGAGUUGACUAAACAUACGGAAACACUAUGCACGCUAGCUCUGUCCCCUGACACCAUUCCAGUUACCAUCCAGGAAUCUGAAGUGGGGAGUCUGCUGUGCUCAUGGAGGCUCCCCCCCCCAACACACAUUUUAGAACCAUGGUUUUCCAAGGUUCUCAAGCACACAGUGGGCGUUCUCCAUCAGUAAUUGAGGCUCCCCACUUUGGACAUUUGCCCUCUAACUUGUAGAGAGUGACCAGAAUGGUAAUGGGGUGAAAAUAGCAUCCUCUUUGCUGUGCUGCCCCUUUGAGUGUUUAGUGAACUGAAGUUCACAGUACCUGAAUGAUGGUUGCCAGAAGAGUAUGCCAACCUUCAAUUUACACAGGUUCUUCAUCAGGCAGAACACGUGCACAAUUCCAAAACGCUAUUUGUUGAAAGAGCUAUUUGUUGUAUGGUAAGGCUGCAAUCUCUGGAGUUAGUAAAAACAAUUGAACAGGUAACCAAUUCUCUAACCAGAGGCUAAUUUUGCCUGACCCAGAAUUUUAUGUAACUAAAAUACUUUCAAAACAAAACCCUGAUAGGUUACUUUUUGUAUCAUAUAUCUACUGGCUGGCUGAAUUUGAUUAGAAGGUUAGUACUAAGGAUUUGUGGUGAUCAGGCAGACAGAUAUCAUCAUAGCUCACAUUCCAACCAGACAAAAACACUCAGUGGGUGAAGCAAGUUCUGUGAGAGAUGUGCCCAAGGGAGAGAAGGCGUGGCCCAAGGAGAGUGGCAAGGGCCAGACUGAGGGGCACAGAGGGCCAAAUCCUCAGCUUGAGGUUCCACACCUUGACCUAAUGGAUAAAUGCCACCUAUGACUUGUAAGAGAUGCUUUGGGUAUAAUUCAGUUAUUUUAAAUCUCUAUAGACUAACAUGAUGGAAUUUAAAAAAAAAAUAUAAUUGUGAGUAUUAUUUCAUGGAUUAUUUUUUUUAAUUUUUUUGUAAAUAGCAGUUUUUACUACCGUUAGAUUUUCCUCUAGUGAAUAACUAGCUUACUAUGGGAUAACAUUCUUUCCCAAAGGGUUUUGUAUGUAUAUAGUAGCAUGGCUCUGUAAAUAAUUAUUUUCCUGAUGUAGCACUUCCUUGUCAACACAAUAUUUAUGAUUAAUUUAUUAAACACAUACAUCCAUUUAUUUUGUUACCAUAUUUAUACUUAAAUUUCUAUUUAUGUACUCCAACAGUGUCUUUUUUUAAAACAAAAAGCAGUCUGGGCCAAAGGUAGCAAAGCUUUGUAAUUUUUAUAAGGGUGAGCAGAAAUGAAAUGUAAAAAUGUUUGUGAGUGUAAAAUCUGUAGCUUUAGCAUGUAACAUUUUAAAUAAAAACCCAAUUAGAACGAAAA